CAACCUCUUUAAGCGCGCAUACUUCUAGUCUCGCCAGCGCGGACACUUCAGCGCACAGCCAGAGCGCACCGGAGCGCACACCACGGGACGCAGGGGCACACCACGGGACGCACGUCUCUGAAGCAACACACAGGACUAUAGUUCCACUCGAAUAACUACAAACAUGUUGGAUCACACGAGACAAAGAGACUUAUUUCGGAUUUUACUCGCUUUAUUGUGUUUUUGCAGACAAAUGCCUGGUACAUGUGCUACAAUCCCUCUGCAGCUCGAUCCACCAAGCAUUGUGGUGCCAUUUGGGAGCCCCGUAUCUGUGAACUGCAGCACGAAUGUCACAAAUGCAAGCAUGGGCUGGGAAGCAUCUCAGGGACAAAAGGACAUGGUGGAAAAUGUCACAUUCAUUACCUGGACCGUGAAGAGCCUUGUGCACUGGGACAUAAAGCCAAUCUGCUUCGUCAAUGUCAAUGAGCAAGAUAUGCUGAGUCUCAAUAUUACUGUAUACAAGCCUCCAGACCGGGUUUCCAUCAGCACUGUGGGUCACACAGGGCCGAUGAUUGAAGGCAGCCAGUACGAGCUCCAGUGUGAUGUUCAGAAUGUUGCUCCUGUUCAUCUCCUCACUGUGAACUGGUACAAAGGACAACAUCUAGUGAAAAGAGAAAACUUUUCUGACAUGAACGAAUUUCCAGUUAAUGAAACUCUGACACUUCAGAUCUCACCGCACAGAGGUGAUGAUGGAACUCAGUACAGAUGUGAAGCAGAACUGCAGCUGGGACCAGAAGGACCUCAACCUCCUCCUUUAGUGAAAUCAGAUCCUCUAAAUAUUACAGUGCACUAUGGACCUGAGUUUUCAAACUGUCCUGAUGUUGUGCAUCUGAAGGAGGGAGAGAGUCUGGCAGGCUACUGUAAUGUCACAGGAAAACCACUGCCUCAUUCCUACUGGCAGAGAGAGGGGGUUCCCAUUGACCCUGCCAUUCCACUUAAUAGGACCUCAAGUGGACAGUACAAAAUCAUCACAAACAGGAAUACUACUAAGUCCCUGAAGGUGGAAGUCAUAUAUGGACCAGAAAUUUCAUGUGAACUCCAUUAUACAGUCAAGGAGAAUGAAUAUUUCAGACCCAGCUGCACGGUUGUAGGUUAUCCUUUGAGUGAAAUAAUUUGGUAUAAAGAUGGAAACAUAGUAGAGUUCCCACAAACAAUGUACAGGACAGAUGCAGGGCAAUACACCAUAACAGCAAGCAACAGCAACUCAGCAGCAAGUCACACAAUGGAAAUCGACGUCUUGUAUCCACCCUCUGAGAUUUCAGAGCUGCAGGAUGUACAGGUAUCUAGUGGAGAAGAUGUGGUGCUCAAGUGCUCUUCUAAUGCCAAUCCUCGGCCCAGAUACAAAUGGAUCUACCAUCGGACAUCUAAUGUGCGUGCCGAGGACCAAGAUGGCGUGUCUCUGCUGCACAUAACCCGUGCUGGUGGAGACAACAUUGGCAAAUACAUAUGUAUUGCCUAUAAUGAUCUGGGAGAAAGGACACAAACGGUCCGAGUUGGUGUUCAAGGUGUAAAGGCUACAUGUCCACUUUCUAUCAGCCCGCAACAUGUAGUGUUGGAGUAUGGCGAAUCUAUCAGCGUGGAAUGUUCAUCUAAAGAGUCUAAUAGAAACUGGGGUUGGAAAUUUUUAGACAGCGUGUCCAACGAGAGCACCUUGGUAAUUAACUCUGACUUGUUUAUUGACAUCGUGGGCUGGAGUGGAAACGUGUCAUGCUACGGAGAUUUUGUGGGACUUGGUUAUUGUCAGAAAGAUUUGGAUAUUACCAUUUACAAGCGUCCAGACCGGGUGUCCAUCAGCACUGUGGGUCACACAGGGCCGAUGAUUGAAGGCAGAGAGUACGAGCUCCAGUGUGACAUUCAGAAUGUUGCUCCUGUUCAGCUCCUCACUGUGAACUGGUACAAAGGAAACAAUCUAGUGAAAAAUCAAAGUUUUGAUGAGACCACGAAUCCAGCUGAUAAAACUGCGACACUCAAGAUCUCCCCAAGCAGAAACGAUAUUAAAACACAGUACCAUUGUGAAGCCAAGCUGAAACCGGCACCAGAUAACUCUACCGUGAAAUCAGAUCUUCUCAACAUUACAGUUCACUACAAACCGGCUAUAACGGACAAAUUGCCACGGUGGGUCCCGGUUUUUCACGACUAUCCGGCGGUGCUCGUUUGUGAGGCCAGUGGGUAUCCACCGCCCACUAUCGCAUGGAUCUUCAACAACAAUAGAUCGGAAGGUGGAAACCUGACAGUAAAAGAGAACGGCGUAUAUAAAUGCAUCGCAUACAAUUCUGUUGGGAAUGACAGCAGAGUGGUCAAUGUAGUCAUGAAAGUUGCCAGUUGUGAGCUUGUGAUCAAGCCCUCUAAACUGCUGGUGGAGUAUGGAGCUUCAGCCUCGGUGGAUUGUUCCACAACAACUCCUAGCAACCACAUGGGCAUGGGCUGGGAGGCGUCUCAGGGAGCAGUGCAGACAAGGAAAGAUGUCCAGCUCAUCAGCUGGAAGGUGGACAGCCUCGUGCACUGGGACAUACAGCCUAUUUGUUUCCUCAACACAUUGGCAGGGCGGUGUCAAAUGAAGCUCCCAGUAACUGUUUACAGGCUUCCAGAUCGGGUGUCCAUCAGCACCGUGGGUCGCACAGGGCCGAUGAUUGAAGGCAAACAAUAUGAACUCCAGUGUGACGUUUACAAUGUCGCUCCUGUUCACCUCCUCACUGUGAACUGGUACAAAGGACAACAUCUGGUGGCAAAAACCUCAUUUUCUGACUCCACCAAGACUCCAGUGAAUCAAUCCACCAGAUUCCACAUGUCCCUGAGCAGAGCUGAUGAUGGAGUUCUCUACAGGUGUGAGGCCGAGCUGAAACUGAGCAUGACGGGAGCUGGAACUCAAGCCUCUUCCAAAAUGGCAUCACAGGUUCUUGGCCUUACUGUACAUUACAGUCCACAGGUCACCAGUGUAGUAGAGAUCUUCAACGAGACAACUGAAGACAUUGCACUGAACUGCACAGUGAUGGCAAAUCCUCCUCCGAGGUAUACAUGGCACUCAACAAAUCUGGAGAAGGAGUUUAAUAUAGGCCAUCCAGUCCUUGACUUGUCGUCUCUCGGGUCAGGGAACUACACUUGCACGGCCUCGAAUGGAAUCGGCAGCGUCAGCAAACUGUUCAUUGUUCAAGCAAAACCAAGAGGUGGAAAUCGUACCACUUUUUGGGCGAUUGUUGGACCCUUUGUCGGACUGGCUGUGGUGAUGAUCAUUGGUUAUGUAUUGGUCAAAAAGAGGACUAUCAAGAAAUGAGUCUUCACAAAUGUUUUUACAAAGAAAUGUGAGCGUUUAUGUACGCAGGAAGGUCACCUGAAUUUACCACUUCAGAGACAAUCAUUCGACUCGGUUGCGUUUGAUUCAACACUGGUGGUUUCAUCGUGUGUAUAAGCACCACUGUUAGGGAUGGAAAAGCUAUUCUUAGUGAAAGAAGUUCCAUCUAGCACGCUAAAGGCUUUCUGGUUUGAUCCUCUGGGAAAAACCUUUGGAAGAAGCUUCGGGAAGAGCCGAUAAUCAAAGAGUGUAUGGGCAGGUAGAUCCAUAUCUCCAUGUUUUUACUGUGAAUGUGCCUCAGGCGGCCUUGUAAACGGCAGCAUUUGGGCCGAGUGUCCUGUUUUUGUUUUUUUUUAAAUUUUUUUUAUUCUUUAAUACUCAGUUUUAUUUAUCUUUAUCAUUAUUUAUUAGAUGUGUAUUAUUAUAUGAUGUGCUUAGUCUGGUUUCAGGCUUGUUUAACCAAAGUUGCUGUAAGUGUGUAUGCAGUCAAUUUUACUCAAGCUUUCUCACUUAAUCUCAGUUUCAAGCUUCUGUGUCUUGUGUGCAUAAAUUAAGAGUUAACACUAAACGCUAUCAAGUUAUUUCAGUCCUGAAUCAUUGAGAUUACUAGGCUCACUCUGGGAAGUCAUCGCUUAGUGACUCAGUUAACGUUUGUUCUAUCACAAUCUGAUAAGGUGGUAAUUUAUCCUGUGUUUCUUUAUGCAUUUAUUUUUCUUAGAUAACCAUGCUGUGGAAAAUGGACUUAUUUGCAGCAAGUGAGUCACUUCCACGUAGGUCUGCACUGCUGAGCCUGUUCAUAGCACCUCAUUUAGUGAAACUCUUCCACUGCAUUUAACAUACUGUAAUUCUUUUAUCAUUUUUUUUUCUUACUGAAGUAUUAAGAAGUAAAGUAACCUUCUGUUCAACUCUGGAUCUUCUCCAUCCACUUUAUUUAAUCCAAAUCUUGCCUAAAUAUUAAUGUGGCUGCAAAAGAAUGUACGUUUUAAUCAAGUACACCUUCCACAAAGGUCACUUUAUAGUGUAGAUUUAUUUACUGACUGUAGCCCAUCUGCUGCUAUGCACUGCACCGCUAUAAGACCAGCGCUUAGCAGAUAUUAUUUGGGAAUUUCUAGCACAGCAAUGAUACAUGGUGGUGUGUGUUGCCGGUACAAGUGUGUGUAAACGUAUUGGCCAGUUUAUUAGACAUACCUACCUUGUUGCUCUUUUGUUUAUAUUUUUUUUUCCUUGUAAAAAUCGUGUCAGUCGUCCUCUACACCUGACCCGGGGGACUGCUGCAGGUAUUUUUCCUUGAGAGUGACAUUGAAGUUUUCCAGAUCCCAGCGAAACACACUUUAAGAUGUGAAUCUUAAGAUGUGAAAGAUGUGAAUACUUCUGAAAAUUACUUGAUUCUUUUUUUUUUACAUGUAUUUUAUGGUUUUAUCUGUUUAUUAUAGGUUGGAAAGAUGUUUGGUGUGCACUAGAUAGAAAUAACAAUUCACAACGUUGCAUCAAAGUAUUAACACGGUCAUAAUGCAGACGAAAUUCAUUUUUGUCUUUUAGCAUUUUUAAUCUUUUAGAAGUAGCAAAUUGGUUACUCAGUUUCAUUUGAAAUAUUCUGAUUAAUAAA
Pangasianodon hypophthalmus (striped catfish) is the source of this 4934-nucleotide messenger RNA. Its product is annotated as hemicentin-1. The record is from RefSeq and is a predicted model, not a curated record. NCBI's taxonomy places the organism in Eukaryota, Metazoa, Chordata, Actinopteri, Siluriformes, Pangasiidae. Gene Ontology annotation, molecular function: integrin binding. Bases 164 to 3310 code for a protein of 1048 amino acids. Gene Ontology annotation, biological process: cell-cell adhesion. The transcript has 13 exons. Gene Ontology annotation, cellular component: membrane.